Messenger RNA from Cynara cardunculus var. scolymus (artichoke), 1667 nucleotides. Its product is annotated as metal tolerance protein 1-like. Gene Ontology annotation, biological process: zinc ion transmembrane transport. Gene Ontology annotation, molecular function: zinc ion transmembrane transporter activity. NCBI's taxonomy places the organism in Eukaryota, Viridiplantae, Streptophyta, Magnoliopsida, Asterales, Asteraceae. The record is from RefSeq and is a predicted model, not a curated record. The transcript has 2 exons. Gene Ontology annotation, cellular component: vacuole; plasma membrane. The coding region runs from base 211 to 1500 and encodes 429 amino acids.
GAAUUCAGAUGGCUUUGGUAUCUUAACCAACUCACCGGAAACCCCAAUAUAUUUACAGACGCCAUUCUUCCCUCUAUAUAAAUCCAUGGAUAAACCCUCCUCCACAGUACGCGUACACACCCUCUCCUCCUUCCUGUGAUCAUCAAAUCGCCACUCAAGAUCACCCGCCAUUCAAGAUCACCACUUCCGAGUUCAAUCGCUUGAUCUCAGAUGGAUGCUCAGAACCCUGGCCAUGGACACGCUGUUGACAUAUCUGCGGAUGUGUCAUCUGAAGAGAACAGGCAUGCCGGAAAUAAAGUUUGUGGGGGAGCGCCAUGUGGGUUCUCAGAUGCCAAAACUAGUUCUCGGGAGGCAAGAGAGCGAUCAGCUUCCAUGUGGAAGCUCUGGGGUGGGGUUAUACUGUGCUUCAUUUUUAUGGGUGUAGAAGUAGUGGGUGGAAUUAAAGCGAACAGUCUUGCAAUAUUGACGGAUGCAGCUCAUUUGUUAUCAGAUGUUGCUGCUUUUGCUAUUUCAUUGUUUUCAGUAUGGGCUUCAGGAUGGGAAGCUACACCUCGCCAGUCUUACGGGUUUUUCAGGAUUGAGAUACUUGGAACACUGGUAUCCAUUCAGAUCAUAUGGCUACUUACUGGUAUUCUUGUAUAUGAAGCAAUAGAAAGGCUCCUCCAUGGUACAGUUGAAGUUGAAGGCAGUCUUAUGUUUGGAAUUUCUGCUUUUGGCUUAGUUGUUAACAUACUCAUGAUAUUCAUACUAGGUCAUGACCAUGGCCAUGGCCAUGGCCAUGGUCAUGGUCAUGGUCAUGGUCAUGGUCAUGGCCACAGUCAUGACCAUAAACAUAGUCACAGUCAUGAUCAUGGACAUCAAGAGCAUGAUCAUGGUGAUAGCCAAGAGGAUGUUGAAGAUGUGCAUAUCCAUGGAGUUAGUGUCACAACACACCAACACCACCAUCAUGAUCAUGGUCAUGGUCAUAGCGAUGAUCACCAUCAUGGUCAUGAAGAACAACAACAAMAUCAGCAGCCGCUAUUAAAGACAUACUCUGCAGCAGGUGAAGCCAAAGAGAAGAAGAGGAAUAUAAACGUUCAAGGUGCUUAUCUUCAUGUUUUGGGGGAUUCAAUUCAGAGUAUCGGGGUAAUGAUCGGGGCGGCAGUCAUUUGGUACAACCCUAAAUUGAAAAUCAUCGAUCCCAUAUGCACAUUGCUCUUCUCCAUUAUAGUGUUGUAUACAACCAUCAACAUGCUGCGUGACAUAUUGGAGGUUCUGAUGGAAAGCACACCAAGAGAGAUAGAUGCAACGAGUCUAGAAAGGGGUCUUUGUGAGAUAGAUGAGGUGGUUGCCAUUCAUGAGUUGCAUAUAUGGGCUAUUACCGUUGGGAAAGUACUGUUAGCUUGCCAUGUGAGAAUCAGACGCGAAGCUGAUGCUGAUAUGGUGCUGGAUAAGGUGGUGGAUUACAUUAAGAGGGAGUAUAACAUCAGCCAUGUUACAAUUCAGAUAGAGAGAGAGUAAAUCAGUGUUGAUUCUUUUUCUUUUAGGAGAGUUCUAUGUGGUUGUGGCUGGCAAGUUCUUUUGGACAUGAUUCUUUUUAGUGUUUGUAGUUCUUGCUGGCUCCCUGUGCAGCAAUUCUGGUUUGGAUUCACUGGAAGCUAUAAUACAUCUGAUAUGGCUUGUAUCUU